GUCGACAGCACGCCCCGUGAGGGUCAGACCAUCAUGUCGUCCACGGCCAAGGCCAUAAAUUGCGAUGAGCACCGUCUCGACACCAUCAGCUGCGCCGUCUCUCCUAACCACCACCCCCUAGGCUAAUUGGGUCUGAGAUGCAGUGCAACCUGCUCCACUGCGGGACUGAAAAGAGGUACCGGCGGUACAACGACAGCAUCCUCCAACCUCCUAGAAACCACAUCAUCAUGUUCGGCUGGACGCGGCGUUUCUCUACCGCCACCUCCCUCCUUAAAAAUACCACCACAAUGGCCUCCCCCUCCCUCCAAAAACACUCCUUCCAAGUCUUCCGCGAUGUCCCCCAGCUCCGCCAGCUGCGUCGCCAGCUCCUCCUCUCCAACCGGACCGUCGGUCUCGUCCCAACCAUGGGCGCCCUUCACGAAGGCCACCUCUCCCUAAUCCGCCAAGCCGCUGCCGAAAACACCGACGUCUUCGUCAGCAUCUACGUGAACCCCACCCAAUUCGGCGUGACGGAGGAUCUCUCCAGCUACCCACGCACCUGGGACAGCGAUGUCGCCAAGCUGGAGGAAUUGAACACCGAGCUGGCCAGUCAGGACAGCAAAAACGGUCGCAUCACCGCCAUUCUCGCGCCCACAUCCAAGGUCAUGUAUCCGACACUCCCACCAUCGUCUGAAAUCGACGGCGAUGGGUCCUUCGUCACUAUUACCCCACUCUCCCGGAAACUGGAGGGUGCAUCCCGGCCUGUAUUCUUCCGCGGCGUGGCGACCGUCUGCAUGAAGCUGUUUAAUAUUGUCCAUGCCGAUCGGGCUUAUUUCGGACAGAAGGACGUGCAGCAGACGGUUGUGAUUAAGCGGCUGGUCAAGGAUUUCUAUAUCGAUACCGAGAUUAAGAUUGGGGAUACGGUUCGUGAGCAUGAUGGGUUGGCGAUGAGUUCCAGGAACGUCUAUCUCGGUGCGAGAAGACGCGCUGUGGGAUUGGCGCUCUACACUGCUUUGAAGGCCGCGGAGGAUGCGUAUAACGCUGGCAAGGUCAACCGGAUUGAGGUUCUCGAUGCGGCAAACAGUGUUGCUCAGAAGAUUCUGGCGGAGCAGCAAGCCUUGUCCCCGGCGGAGAGAGCCCUCUACGAGGUUGAUUACAUCUCGCUCGCUGACCCGGAUACUCUAGAUGAGUUGGAUGUUAUUGAUCCUGCCAAGGGCGCCAUUCUCAGCGGCGCCAUUAAGAUGGCUCCUCUGGAGGAGUCGAAGCCCGGCGAGGACUGUGGCCUAGGCGAUGGCCAAGUUGCGGUACGUUUGAUCGACAACUUGAUCUUCAAGCCGCGGGUGUAGAUAGAGGCGGGUCACCAUUGAUCCGGACCUCAUCCCAAAAGCAAAAAGCACAUAUACCCGAUGUAAUUUACUAGACCAGAUAUUUAUAUAUAGAUGUACCCAAAAGUCAUACAUUCAUUACCU
Messenger RNA from Aspergillus sclerotioniger CBS 115572, 1448 nucleotides. RefSeq names its product pantoate--beta-alanine ligase PAN6. Gene Ontology annotation, biological process: pantothenate biosynthetic process. The record is from RefSeq and is a predicted model, not a curated record. Gene Ontology annotation, molecular function: pantoate-beta-alanine ligase activity. The transcript is spliced from 2 exons. Bases 138 to 1325 code for a protein of 395 amino acids. NCBI's taxonomy places the organism in Eukaryota, Fungi, Ascomycota, Eurotiomycetes, Eurotiales, Aspergillaceae.